ACCCCCUUCCCAUGGGUGUUUGACAGCUGCUCUGGGACAGAGACCAGCUCUAAUCUACAACCCCAUGUCCUGACCCCCUGCCCAGACUCAGAGAGAACUCCAGGGUAAUCUCAGACUCUCAUGUUUUCCCAAAUUACAUCGUUUCUCUAAUGCUGUCACUGUGUUUUCCUUUUAGAGAGAAAAUCCAAGAAGGGAGAUUAUGUGACAGCAGCAGCACAGGGACCUCCAUUUUCUCCAGAGUCUCACCCUGUCUAAGAGCUGCCGUGUCUUUGCUCGACCUCAACCAACCCAGGCCACUGGUGUUUAAGUGAAUCCAUGGCAACAGAGGAUCCAGCUACAUUCCAAGCAUCCUCAUGAAGUAAAGAACCUUGGUGAAGGGCAUGGCAACUCCAAGGAAGGCAGGGAUCCCAUUAGGUGUCAUGAAGGUGUUAGAUCCACGCCAGCUAAAGCCUGAUAGCACGGAGACAGAAAGAAUCCUAACUGUCUUAGAUGAGACCAUUGUCAAGCUGGAGAUCACCAGGUUGAUCCCACGGAUUACUAGCUCCCUGGACAGGUAUGCAAGGAUGCUGGGACCUGAGAUCACAAGCAGCCUUUUGGAGCAUCAGAAGCUUUCAAUGGAAAUACAGCACCUGCUCACCAGCCCUGGAAAUGCGAAGAGCCUGAGAGCUGCGGAGCAACGCCUGAAAUGCUCCCUGAGAAACAUCCUGAGGCUCUUCCUGGCCAACCCCUUGCUUUACCACGGGCUGAAAUUCGAAGUUCGGGUGAGAGAGUCACCAGUUGAUGUGUUCAUCAAAGCCUUCAUGGAGUUCCGGGACCUCACGCUUGAGAGGCUCCUGACCACUCCUGAUGAGGAGAGGGAAAUGAUUCAAUUUAUGAAAGACAUUUCCCUCCUGGUUGAAAAAAACACAGAAAUUAUCUCAGCUCUACAGGGAGAGCUGGAAGGAGUCAUCCAGACUCGAGAUGAAGAGGUUAGCAGGAAGGACAAAACAAUCGAAAACCUCAAAACCACCAUGGAAGAUCUGGCCAAGAACUGCAAGGCUGACAUCCGGCUGAUCAUGAAGGAAGGGGAAAAGCAGAAAAAAGAGGAUGAGGAAGCCUCCCAGGAGAGGUGUGCCAGGAUGAAGCAGGACAUUCAGCGCCUGGGAACACAGUUCAAUGCACUGGUGCUGGAGCACCGAGCCUCAGAGCUGGUUCUCAGGAAGGAAAAGUGCAAAGCAGAGAAGGAAAUUCAGAUAUGGGUCCAGAAAUACGACACGGACAUGACAGAAAAACAGACCACAUAUGAUGAGCUCCAGACUGUCUACAACGAGGAGAAGGAGCAGUUGUCCCUGCUGAUGGAGAAACACGCCAUGCUGCUCCAGGAGUACACCCAGAUUGAGGAGGAGCGCAGGAUGCUCAAGGAGAAGGAGGAGGAAGCUGCACGGGAAGAGGCCAGGAGGAACAAAGCUGCCACCUGCAUCCAGGCCUUCUGGAAAGGCUAUUUGGUGCGGUCCAUCUACAAGUCAAUACUGAAGAAGGGAAAGGGCAAGGGCAAAGGCAAGAAAUAAAGCCCUAAAUCCAUUUUCUCUCCCUCGCAAAGCUGCUGUGUCUGAGCUCUUCCAGAUAAAGGCAUUGACAAUUGUUAAGGUUGGAAAAAGACUUUUAAGAUC
Molecule: messenger RNA, 1649 nt
Organism: Haemorhous mexicanus (house finch)
Lineage: Eukaryota; Metazoa; Chordata; Aves; Passeriformes; Fringillidae
Gene: DRC10
Product: IQ motif containing D
Exons: 4
Coding region: 381-1547 (388 amino acids)
Molecular function (GO): protein binding
Source: RefSeq, a predicted model, not a curated record